AUGGCUAGUGCUACAUUCAACGUUGAGAUUGUUGCAAGUGAAAUCAUCAAACCAUCCUCUCCUACGCCUGCCAACCUUAAAACUUUCAAGUUUUCUCUUCUUGAUCAAGUCAGUCCUUUAAUUUACAUCCCUCUGGUUUUCUUCUACCCUGCAAAAAGUGACGCUAAUCAACAUCAUGAUACUACUAAAAUAUGUCGUAUUCUUAAAGAAUCUUUAUCCAAAACCCUAACCAUGUAUUACCCUUUCGCCGGAAGAGUCAAAGACCAUAUUUCCAUUGAAUGUAACGACGAGGGUGUUACAUUUACCGAAACGAGAAUUAAUUGCCUUUUGUCCGAUGUUCUACGAAACCCUAAUCUCGAUGAAGUUGGAAAACUCCUACCUAUUGAAUCACUAGCAGCGGCAAAAACAGGUAAUUUGCUUUUGAUUCAAGUUAACUUCUUUGAAUGCAGUGGCAUGGCAAUUGGAGCUUGUCUUGUGCACAAGAUCGCCGAUGCAACAACUUUUUCCAUAUUCAUCAAGACGUGGGCUUCCAUAGCACUUGAAUCCGACGAGGUAGCUCAUCCAGAACUAUUCGCUGGAGCGACUCUCUUUCCUCCUGUCGACUAUGAGCUGCCUUCAAAUGCUAAUGCACUUAUCCAAGAUGAAUCAUGCGUAUGUAAAAGAUUCUUUUUCACCGCCUCAAAUAUUGAUGCACUCAAGGCUAAAAUUGCUAGUUCAAGCGUCCAACAACCUACGCGUGUAGAAGCUGUAACCGCGCUAAUUUGGAAGUCUGCAAUUACAGCAUCAAGAUCAAUGGGAGGGACAUUCUCAAUACCUUCUUUGUGUGUUCAUGGUGUAAACUUGAGGAAGAGAUUAUCGACGCCCUUGUUAGAAUACUCGGUUGGGAAUAUUCUAUCAGUAAUCACAGCCAAAUUUUCAGAAACAGAAAUAGAAUUGCAGAGUUUAAUUCUCAAGCUAAGAAAGGAAUUGAAAGAAUUGAAAGUGAGUCCAGAGAAAAUAUUUUGCGACUUCAACGAAAUGAUGGAAGCAAGAAGCUCAAGAGGAGAGAGUAGUACUCAUAUUGUCGAUGCGUAUAUUUUUAGUAGUUGGUGUCGAAUGCCGAUAUACAAAACUGAUUUCGGGUGGGGGAAGCCAACAUGGGUGUCUCUAUUCAAUACGAAGAUCUCAAAUUCAAUUGUUUUGAUGGAUGCAAGGGAGGGUGGUGGAAUUGAGGCUUGGGUGACCUUGUGUGAAGAAAAGAUGGCCAUAUUUGAAAAUAAUGAAGAGUUGCUUUCAUUUGCUUCUGUGAAUCCAAAUGUCUUUGAAAUGACAUGA
Tripterygium wilfordii is the source of this 1314-nucleotide messenger RNA. Its product is annotated as tabersonine-19-hydroxy-O-acetyltransferase-like. The record is from RefSeq and is a predicted model, not a curated record. The coding region runs from base 1 to 1314 and encodes 437 amino acids. The transcript has a single exon. NCBI's taxonomy places the organism in Eukaryota, Viridiplantae, Streptophyta, Magnoliopsida, Celastrales, Celastraceae.